CCUGUACAUGUGCCCUCCAAGGGACAGCCCGGUACACUAAGCUCCUGCUAUGCGUGGGGUCGGGAGAAGGGCCGGACCUCAAGGGUCUAUUGAAUGGAAUUAAGAUUAUAGCUUCCUAUAUAUUUUGGAGAUUUACUGAUUAUUCUACAUGUAUCAGUGGCAUGCAGGUAUAGGAAUAUCAUUGAAAGAGCUUUAAGAGCCAGACUUGUUUAUUGGAGUCCACAUAUGAACAGAACAGUGAGCUUCGAGUACAUGAAUCUCCAAUUGGUGUGGAAUGAAUUUUCUGAUUGUCCAUCCAUUAGUAGAGUGUUGCAGACUUUAUAUGGUCAUUCCGAAGUGAGGAGAAUAUUGAUGACAAAUUAUCUGAGAAUCUAUGUCUGCAAUUUCUCUAUCAAUUAUCUGUUAGGAUAUUGGUCCUUAACCUUAUCAAAAAAGGGAAAGGGCCCUUAAAGAGCGUUGCUAUGCUUUUAGCUUUUUUACAUGCUUCCAAAGGGCUAAAAGAUCUUUUUUCCAGCUAGUGUCAUGCCUUGCUGGUGCCUGGUGGGUAUGGGGAUGAAGAUGGUGCUCCAAAAUUGGUCUUCUGCCGUUAAAAGUUAUAGUUACUAUAAUUGUUUCAUACGAGCGCAGCUGUUUAGCUAACAAUGCGAAUGGAGGUACAUUCUCAACUGUUCUAAUAUACAGGAAAUGCUGCUCUUGCUUCUUCCCCUUCUCAAUUCAACAUCUGUCAAGAAUUUUAUUCGUCCGUUCUCAAAGGACAAAUCUUCAGACUCUUCAGUGGAUGACACUUUGUGCCCAAUCUGCCAAGGAAAGCCAACAAUUCCAUUUUUAGCUAUCCCUUGUCAGCACAGCUACUGUUACUACUGUCUUCAAACACGUUGCUCCGCUGCUCCGUCUUUCCGGUGCCCCCAGUGUGGCGAAGCAGUUGCUGCGAUGCAACGACAUGGUGGUUUGGUCAACAACAUUAGUCAGAAACAAUAAUUGUUGUCCAAGGUGAAAUGAAAUGACGGGAAAGGCAAGCUUCAGUCAAACUAUGGAUCAAAAGUUGCCCAAAGAUAACAUAUUGAACUAGGAAUCAAGAUCCCUCGAUAAAGCAACUUGUUCUGCUUUAUUGAGUGCAUUCAUUUGUUAAAGUUUCUUGUCUCUUUCAAUGUGGCCUUUCUUUUUAAUCUCAUUUAUAUGCUUAUUUUAGAGAUUCUCUUAAAAGUUUGAUCAGUCACA
Molecule: messenger RNA, 1218 nt
Organism: Nicotiana tabacum (common tobacco)
Lineage: Eukaryota; Viridiplantae; Streptophyta; Magnoliopsida; Solanales; Solanaceae
Source: RefSeq, a predicted model, not a curated record